CAGGAGUCCUCGAGCUCUAUUUCAACAGAGAACACAUGUUGUAGAUAAUGACGUUGUGAGGGUUUGUAGGCGACCUUUUACUGUCGUGAAGUGGUUUUUGGGGGUCAUUCCGCCAGCGUUGCCUUAGCCUUGCUUAUCUAUUUAGCCCCACAGGAGAGUGGAGGAGAGGGUCCCUGCCCCCACAGCUCAUUGCAGACUCCUACCUAACAAGAACAAUCUGUGUGCAAGCCGGAGAGCUCAGACAGUCUCUAGGAAGCUGAAGGGGGAGGAGAACAGCGGAGAGGCAGAAGGAGGGACAACAUUUUUUGCACUAUCCAGACCGACUUCCAACCUGAAAUCUGAAACUGCAGAAGUAGUGCGGCUCACAGAGCAUUUGCAACUCUCUGCCGUGUGUUUUCUCUAUUUCUCUCUAAGUUCACUUUUUCCAGACUGGUUUCACACAUCCCCCAUCAGAGGAAACCUUAACAGCAGCACUUCUGUCACAGUGGAUGAUCCUGAGGGGACGCCAUGCUACCGAUGGGCCCGAUUGGUCUGUUUGUGGUGUUCUGCAUCAGCAGCAGCAUGUCCACACCUCUAUCAUUUCACAAUGAUCUAGAAGGAAGUACAGAUGAGGAAGAGCCCAGCAUCUUCACUUCCUCUGCUCCCACCAGCAACCAUUCCACAGAGUACCAAACCACACCUUUUGGCACCACCCAUGUGGAAACUGACUUUCUAACUGAAGUUGUGGACUUUCUGGAGGAGAACAUGCUUCUCAUCCUGGUAGCGGCCUCUUUCAUCCUUCUUUUCUUCCUCAUCAUCUGCGGGGCGAUCAUCAUGAGCCACAGGCGCAAGGUCAAUACCUACUACCCUUCGUCUUUCCCCUCGAAAAUGUACGUGGACCGCAGGGACAAAACGGGAGAUGCUAAACUCUUUAAUGAGGUGCCAGAAAAACCCGCUCCAGAGCAGGAGAGUGAGCCGGUGGACUCUCACAGGCAGCUACAGGCAGACAUCAUGAGGGCCACCAAGCGGCUGCGCACACCUAACAAAUGUGUCGAUGCUGCAGGGGGGAGUGAUCCCAGUGGGAAAGUAGGAGACCAAAGUCCAGAGGACAGCACUCCUCCAGAUGGCGGCAUCCUGGACCAGCAGCUACCAGAUCUCCCUCUGGAAACUCAUCUGUGUGGGCCUUCUGACGGGGGAGCAGCUGAGGAGGAGGAGGAGGAGGAGGAGGAGGGAGAAGGAGGAAGCCCCGAGCUAAAGGAGUCCCCGGAGCCUUUGACUGCCAGGAGUCUGCGGCCCCCCUCUCUGCACAUUCACAAUGACUCUGCUACACUCCAGCUGAUCGCGGGACAGAAAACUGCAUUUUAACUAUUCUAAAAACUGACAAAUGUAUUAUGUUUAUGCUUUAAAUCCGUAAGUAGAGAUUUGUCCAAAACGGUUUCUAAAUUCUAAUCCUCAUUGUCGUUUUCUUUGCAGUGUUUAAUGCAGGGCAAUGCAUGCAGCAACCUGUUGCUUUGCUCACACUGGAUGUAUCUUUCAUUCCAUAUUAUAAACGUGUACCCUCUUUAACAUUUAUAUGUAUGGG
Molecule: messenger RNA, 1561 nt
Organism: Pungitius pungitius (ninespine stickleback)
Lineage: Eukaryota; Metazoa; Chordata; Actinopteri; Perciformes; Gasterosteidae
Gene: tmem119b
Product: transmembrane protein 119b
Exons: 2
Coding region: 508-1344 (278 amino acids)
Biological process (GO): positive regulation of osteoblast proliferation; ossification; positive regulation of bone mineralization
Cellular component (GO): plasma membrane
Source: RefSeq, a predicted model, not a curated record